Molecule: messenger RNA, 2013 nt
Organism: Cygnus atratus (black swan)
Lineage: Eukaryota; Metazoa; Chordata; Aves; Anseriformes; Anatidae
Gene: THAP4
Product: THAP domain containing 4
Source: RefSeq, a predicted model, not a curated record
GCCGGCGGGGGGCGGGAGGAGGAGGUGGAGGAGGAGGAGGAGGAGGAAGGCCGGGGCGGGCCCGGCCGCCGGCCGGAGAUGGUGAUCUGCUGCGCCGCCGCCAACUGCUCCAACCGGCAGGGGAAGGCGCACCGGGGCGCCGUCUCCUUCCACAGAUUCCCUCUGAAGGACUCAAAGCGCCUGAUCCAGUGGCUAAAAGCUGUUCAGAGAGACAACUGGACCCCCACCAAGUAUUCCUUCCUCUGCAGCGAGCACUUCACCAAAGACAGCUUCUCAAAGCGGCUGGAAGACCAGCACCGGUUGCUGAAGCCCACUGCCGUCCCUACCAUCUUCCAGCUUGCGGAGAAAAAACGCGACAACCUGGAUUAUGUCAGAAAGAGAAAAAUAGCAAGCCAGGUACCGCUGCAGGAUGGAGAGGACCCAAGGGAAGGAGGCCGUGAGGUAGUUCAGAGGACCUCAUCUUCUGACCAGGACUUUAUGGUAAUGCAAGGGACGAACGAGAUGGAGGAGGCGACUUUGCAAGAGGAUAUCGAGUCGAUGUCCGAGGAGGAAGAGGAUCUCCACAGCCAGCUGGAAGGCCCUCGGAGGAGGACGUUAGGGGAUAAUUUAGUUGCAAAGCCUGGACCUCAGAAAAAGUCUGACAGAUCUUCUGUGGAGGACUGUCCUAAAACCACCUGGACGGGGAGUUGGAUAGCAGACAGGAGUGGCAUAUCGGUGGAUGACUUCACGCCUCCUGCCUCUGGUGCUUGCAAGUUCAUCGGCUCCCUUCAUUCUUACAGCUUUUCCUCCAAGCAUGCCAGAGAGAGGCCAUCUUUCCCAAAAGAGCAGCUAGAAAGGAAAAGGCCAAAGAGGGAUGUGGAACCAAGCUGCAGUAGCAAUCUCAUGGGACAAGAUAAGACUGUCACAGAAGACUCCCCUACUUCAUCCCUCACUGCAACCCCUCAGAAACCUUCCCAGAGUUUGUCGGCAUCCCCAGCAGACCUGACCCCUCAGCCUGCAGCUGAAGCUGUGGUGGGACAGAAGGGGGACACGGAUGCCAACCCAAUGUCGAUCAACGAGGUCAUCAUGUCGGCCUCGGGAGCCUGCAAGCUCAUUGACUCCCUCCACUCGUACUGUUUCUCCUCCAGGCAAAGCAAAAGUCAGGUGUGCUGCUUGCGUGAACAGGUGGAGAAGAAGAACGGAGAGCUGAAACUUCUGAGGCAGAGGAUCAGCCGCUCAGACAGUCAAGUCAGGAAGCUGAAGGAGAAGCUAGAUGAGCUGAAGAGGAUCAGUUUCCCUUACUUGAACAGCCUGCUAUCCCAGGACUGUGAGACUCCCCAGCUGAACCCUGUGAUGGAGCCCCUGUCCUGGAUGCUGGGCACCUGGCUCUCAGACCCCCCGGGGGACGGCACCUUCCCCACGAUGAAGCCGUUCCAGUACCUGGAGGAAGUGCACAUCUCUCACGUGGGGCAGCCCAUGCUCAACUUCUCGUUCAAUGCCUUCCAUCCAGACACCAGGAAACCAAUGCACCGAGAAUGUGGGUUCAUCCGCCUCAAACCUGACACUAAUAAGGUGGCCUUCAUCAGCGCCCAGAACACAGGUCUUGUGGAGGUGGAAGAAGGGGAGGUGAAUGGACAAGAGCUGUCUAUAGCUUCUCACUCCAUAGCCAGGAUCUCCUUUGCCAAGAAGCCCCAUGUAGAGCAGAUUACCAGAAAAUUCAGGCUCAAUUCUGAUGGGAAGCUAGAGCAAACCGUCUCCAUGGCAACCACUACGCAGCCCAUGACCCAACACCUUCACAUCACCUACAAAAAGGUGACGCCGUGAUGCCCAGAGGGCCAGGGGUCUCCGUGCCGAGGGCGAGGAGCUGGACCUCGUGCCCCGAGAGCAGCGGCAGCUCAGGAACGCAGGACAGCAGACCCCAGAGCUGGGCGCCUGCGCUCACCCCCAGGUGAUGCGGAGCUGCCCGUGCUGUUGAGAAUGUUCCUCGGAUGUUCCUGUAAUGGUAUAUAAAAAAAAUAAUAAUAAUAAAAAGCU